AUGUCAGAUUCAAACACAACUGACUUCACCAACCCCUCCACCUUCAUCCUGCUGGGCAUACCUGGGCAGGAGGCAGCCCAUGUCUGGAUCUCCAUCCCCUUCUGCACCAUGUACGCCAUAGCCAUCUUGGGGAACUUCACCAUCCUGUUCAUUGUGAAGAUGGAGCGGAGCCUCCAUGGGCCCAUGUACUAUUUCCUCUGCAUGCUGGCCAUCACCGACCUGCUCGUGUAUACAUCCACACUGCCCAAAAUGCUGGCAAUCUUCUGGUUCAAUUCCAGGGAGAUCGAUUUCAGUGCCUGCCUCACCCAGAUGUACUUCAUUCGCUGCUUCUCAUUGAUGGAGUCUGGGAUCCUCGUGGCCAUGGCUUUUGAUCGCUACGUGGACAUCUGCCAUCCCCUGAGACAUUCCACCAUCCUGACAAACCCCUUCGUAGCCAAGAUCGGCCUGGCCGUGGUGCUGCGUGGCGGAAUGGUCUCACUGCCCUAUCCCUUCCUGGUGAGGCAGUGGCCAUAUUGCACAACCAACAUCAUCCCCCAGCCGUUCUGCACACAUACAGCCGUAGUCAAGCUGGCCUGCGCUGACACCCGCGGCAAUAGUUACUAUGCCUUCUUUGUGCUUUUCUGUGUGUUGGGUCUGGAUGGGAUUUUUAUUGCCAUCUCCUAUACCCAGAUCCUCAGGGCCAUCUUCAGCCUCCCCAUAAAGGACGCCCGGCUCAAGACUUUUGGGACCUGCGGCUCCCACCUCUGUGUCAUUUUAGCAUCUUACAUCCCAGGUCUCUUCAUCUCCCUCAUGUACUGGUCUGGCCAGAAUGUGCCUGGGCAUAUCCACGUUCUCAUUGCCAACAUGUACAUCUUUAUGCCCCCCAUGCUAAACCCCAUCAUCUAUGGGGUAAGGACCAAACAGAUCUGGGACAGGCUGCUCCGGCUCUUUACUCAUAAAGGGGCCUAA
Messenger RNA from Emys orbicularis (European pond turtle), 948 nucleotides. RefSeq names its product olfactory receptor 52R1-like. The record is from RefSeq and is a predicted model, not a curated record. Gene Ontology annotation, biological process: G protein-coupled receptor signaling pathway. Gene Ontology annotation, cellular component: plasma membrane. The transcript has a single exon. The coding region runs from base 1 to 948 and encodes 315 amino acids. NCBI's taxonomy places the organism in Eukaryota, Metazoa, Chordata, Testudines, Emydidae. Gene Ontology annotation, molecular function: olfactory receptor activity; G protein-coupled receptor activity.